Messenger RNA from Acipenser ruthenus (sterlet), 3030 nucleotides. Its product is annotated as cGMP-dependent protein kinase 1. NCBI's taxonomy places the organism in Eukaryota, Metazoa, Chordata, Actinopteri, Acipenseriformes, Acipenseridae. The record is from RefSeq and is a predicted model, not a curated record. Gene Ontology annotation, biological process: protein phosphorylation. The transcript is spliced from 18 exons. The coding region runs from base 456 to 2471 and encodes 671 amino acids. Gene Ontology annotation, molecular function: cGMP-dependent protein kinase activity; ATP binding.
GAGAGGCACAAAGCUUUUUUUUUCUUCUUUUUUGACAUCACUUUGUAUUGGUGUGUGAUAGACAUCGGCACAGCUGAUGGUGGUACCGUUGCUGCUCUGAUCGAACACUUAGCUCAGUACAGUACUCUCAGUGUGAGCUUGCUCGAAAUGACUCGAGGAGGGCAGCUCUAAUUGGUUUCUCAAUGAAAGAUAAUCACCAGCUCCCCAGAGAAUCUGUGGAUUAGCACAACAUAGAUACAUUACUGGCUUUUUUAGACAUCUCAUAUCCUUUCCUUGAUUUUUCAGUCCAUUCAGCAAUAAGUAUAGGUGGAUCGACCAAUUCUCACACUAGUGACAGGUCUACCCCAUCUGAAGAAGAGGGCUUGAUCACACGGAUUCAACCAGAUCUCAAGCUGUGUGUGUGUGUGUGUGUGUUUGCUGGUUAAAACAACAAAAAAGUUUGAACAGUUUCGAAAAUGAGUGAUCUGGAAGAGGACUUUGCCAAAAUCUUGAUGCUAAAGGAAGAGAGGAUAAAGGACUUGGAGAGACGUUUGGCUGAGAAGGAGGAACAGAUACAUGAACUGAAAAGGAAACUGCACAAAUACCAAUCGGUGUUGCCCGUCACCCAGAUCAUGGGACCCAGGACCAGACGGGCUCAGGGAAUUUCAGCUGAGCCCCAGAGCUUCAGAUCCUUUCAAGAGCUCACCAGACAGCCCUUUAGGAAAUGCACUAAGUCUGAGAGGUCCAAGGAGCUAAUCAAGGAAGCGAUUCUCGACAAUGAUUUCAUGAAAAACCUUGAGCUGUCUCAGAUCCAAGAAAUAGUGGACUGCAUGUAUCCAGUCGAAUAUGGGAAAGACAGCUGCAUCAUUAAAGAAGGGGAUGUAGGCUCACUGGUGUAUGUCAUGGAAGAUGGCAAGGUUGAAGUGACCAAAGAAAGUAUGAAGCUGUGCACUAUGGGACCAGGCAAGGUGUUUGGGGAGCUGGCUAUCCUUUACAACUGCACUAGGACUGCGACAGUAAAAACUCUCACCAACGUGAAGUUGUGGGCCAUUGAUCGACAAUGUUUUCAGACGAUAAUGAUGAGGACUGGUCUAAUCAAGCAUUCCGAGUAUAUGGAAUUUUUGAAAAGUGUUCCAACGUUCCAUGGCCUUCCAGAGGAAAUACUGAGCAAGCUAGCCGAUGUCCUUGAAGAGACGCACUACGAAGACGGGGAGUAUAUCAUACGACAGGGAGCCCGAGGGGACACGUUCUUUAUCAUCAGCAAAGGAAAGGUGAAUGUCACACGAGAAGAUCUGCCCAAUGAAGAAGCUGUCUUUCUUCGUACUUUGGGGAAAGGAGACUGGUUUGGAGAAAAAGCUCUUCAGGGGGAAGAUAUAAGAACAGCCAACGUCAUUGCUGCUGAAGCUGUGACCUGUUUGGUUAUAGACAGAGACUCAUUUAAACACUUGAUCGGAGGGUUGGAAGAUGUAUCUAACAAAGCAUAUGAGGAUGCAGAAGCUAAGGCAAAAUACGAAGUUGAGAAUGCCUUCUUCUCCAACCAGAACCUGGUGGAUUUCAACAUCAUUGAUACGCUGGGAGUUGGAGGAUUCGGCCGUGUUGAACUGGUGCAAAUGAAAAGCGACGAAGCCAAAACGUUUGCAAUGAAAAUCCUAAAGAAGCGCCACAUAGUGGACACCCGGCAGCAAGAGCACAUUCGGUCAGAGAAGCAGAUAAUGCAGGAGGCGCACUCCGACUUCAUUGUGAGGCUCUACAGAACUUUCAAGGACAGCAAGUAUUUAUAUAUGUUAAUGGAGGCCUGCCUGGGAGGAGAGCUAUGGACCAUUCUCAGGGACAGAGGUUCAUUUGAAGACUCAACCACCCGUUUUUACACAGCCUGUGUAGUUGAAGCUUUUGCUUAUCUGCAUUCCAAAGGAAUUAUAUAUCGGGACCUCAAGCCAGAAAACCUCAUCCUGGAUCACAGAGGUUAUGCAAAGCUGGUGGAUUUUGGUUUCGCAAAAAAGAUAGGAUUUGGAAAGAAGACAUGGACAUUCUGUGGGACUCCAGAGUAUGUGGCCCCAGAGAUUAUUUUAAAUAAAGGCCACGACAUUUCAGCAGAUUACUGGUCACUGGGGAUCCUAAUGUAUGAACUCUUGACUGGCAGUCCACCUUUCUCAGGCCCGGACCCCAUGAAAACGUAUAACAUCAUAUUGCGGGGCAUCGACAUGAUUGAAUUUCCAAAGAAGAUUACCAAAAAUGCUGCUAAUUUAAUCAAAAAGCUAUGCAGGGAUAAUCCAUCAGAAAGAUUAGGAAACUUGAAAAACGGUGUCAAAGACAUCCAAAAGCACAAAUGGUUUGAAGGAUUUAAUUGGGAAGGAUUGCGGAAAGGAACAUUAACACCUCCUAUCGUACCCAAUGUCACAUCUCCAACCGACACAAGCAACUUUGACAGUUUCCCUGAGGACAAUGAAGACCCACCUCCAGAUGACAACUCAGGAUGGGACACCGAUUUCUAACCUCCUUUUCUGAACCUGCUUCUGCAUUGCCUGGGACAGCUGCUUUGGAACGUGGCUGCCUGCAAAACUGAAACAAAGGGGGAAAAAAUGGAAAUGAGGGGAAGAUUAGUGCUCUGGGUCACCAAGAUGCCUUCACUGAUGCUGCUACAGUUACUACAGUGGCAUUAGGACUUAUGCUUACAUAACAAUUGUGGUCCUUCAGUGUUUUACGUUCAGGUGUAUCAUCGUUCAUAUGGUGGUCCUGGAGCAAGGUCUUUUUUAAAGUUAGCAGCGAAGCAAAUAUUCUUUGGCUGCAAUGAACCUGCUAUUCUGUAAUCAUUGAAACUGAAAAUGGAAUAAGAACACAGUAUUGAAAGCCAGAAUAAUUCUUUGUAAGAAACAUUCAUCGUUAUAAAUGAAAUAGUAAUGUAUUCAGUAUUCCAACUGCCUAUGGUACUGAUAUUGUGGUGCAUUUCAAAUUGAGUAUGCAAGGUCUUAUAUAGCAGGCCAGUGUGUACUGAACAAGAGGACCAUAGUCUGUUGGAUUACUCAUGUCAGAGCAGUGUCUGGAUUUUUAUUU